Anthonomus grandis grandis is the source of this 892-nucleotide messenger RNA. RefSeq lists its product as uncharacterized. The transcript is spliced from 2 exons. Lineage: Eukaryota; Metazoa; Arthropoda; Insecta; Coleoptera; Curculionidae. The coding region runs from base 40 to 360 and encodes 106 amino acids. The record is from RefSeq and is a predicted model, not a curated record.
AAGGAUAUUUACAUAUCGAAAUGGUUCGUGUUUGACAGCAUGCAGUUCUUAAUGGAUAGGGAUGAACCAAGGAGAGGAUUAAACACAGAAAAUGACGAAGCAGGACCAGACCAAGAGGUUUCAGAGGAAAGUCAACAAGAGCCGCUGCAGUCGCAUUUGAAGGAUGAGGGAAGAGACAUGAGUCCGGUUUCAUCUACUCAAAGCUUGCCGUCGCAGUUCACUACUGCUUCACAACCAAACUUGGUAAACAUACAAAAGAAGAGAAAACAGCAAACAGAGGACCCAAGAAUACAAAAAGCUUUUGAGAUCUUGGAAUCCAGUUCUAAACGCAGCGGAAGUGAAAACAAAUAUUCUGGUUAAUGUCAGCACAUUGGCCAAAAACUUAUGAGUUAUUCCAGCAGAACACAAACAUUAGUAGAACACAUAGAUUAACACUGUGCUAUUCAGAGCUGAUAUGGGUUAUUACGAUCGUCCUUCCAAGUACGUCUGUAAUGGCUAGGCAUACUUCUGGAAUAAUGUUACUAAUUAAUGCUUUGGAUACUUUAAACAGGUACUGCAGACUGCCAAAGGAAUCUCCGGUCUCCAAAAAACGUAAAGUUAUCGCCAGACGUUCUCGCGGUGAUAUAGCUUCUCUUAACUGCGUGUCCUUUUUAGCAAUUUUUGGUGCUACCAACCUCAGUAAGUAUUCAAAGUCAGCACUUGUCAUCCGUGUAAAGUUUCUAAAUUGGUCACAUCCAAUUUCAGAAGUUAGAUCCCUUAGCACAUCACUUCUAUCACGAAACAACUGCAUUUGCCACCAGCGACGCCUUUGACGUUUCUUGGUUUCUUUUUGCUUAAUUAGUUUAUAAAAUACAAUAAACGCAGCAGCCGCAAUUUCCUCGUCCACCAUGAU